AUGGUUGUCCUCCACGCAACAACACUCACAGAGUUCACAAACCUCCUCUCAGCAAACACAUACCUCGUCGCCGACUUCUACGCAGAUUGGUGCGGCCCCUGUCACGCCAUCAAACCCCUAUACGAAUCCCUCGCCAACACGCACGGCCAGCCCGGCUCCCUUGUCUUUGUAAAAGUAAACGUCGACUCUGCCCAGGAUAUCGCUCGACGCUAUGGCGUGACCGCGAUGCCGACCUUCAUGUUUUUUGAGAACGGCCAACCCUACAACGGCGGACGGAGCGUCAUCCGCGGCGCCGAUCCUAGGAGUUUGCAGACCACCGCCCAGGAGCUUGGUGGGCUGGCCAAGAAGAAGGCCGCUGAGGCAGCCGCACAGAAGGCCGAGGCCGAGAGGAAGAAGAAGGAAGCUGCCGCAGCCGCCGAGAAGGACGUCCAGCCUGACGAUGGUUCCACUGUGUCUGGCGGCUACACUCUCGGCGGCAACACGGGCCCGAGGUCGGACUGGAAAAUGUCCUUGAGGGGGUAA
This is a messenger RNA of Colletotrichum orchidophilum, 522 nucleotides long. Its product is annotated as thioredoxin. Bases 1 to 522 code for a protein of 173 amino acids. NCBI's taxonomy places the organism in Eukaryota, Fungi, Ascomycota, Sordariomycetes, Glomerellales, Glomerellaceae. The transcript has a single exon. The record is from RefSeq and is a predicted model, not a curated record.